This is a messenger RNA of Platichthys flesus (European flounder), 2478 nucleotides long. Its product is annotated as cystine/glutamate transporter. The record is from RefSeq and is a predicted model, not a curated record. Gene Ontology annotation, biological process: amino acid transmembrane transport. The coding region runs from base 203 to 1663 and encodes 486 amino acids. Gene Ontology annotation, cellular component: membrane. NCBI's taxonomy places the organism in Eukaryota, Metazoa, Chordata, Actinopteri, Pleuronectiformes, Pleuronectidae. Gene Ontology annotation, molecular function: L-amino acid transmembrane transporter activity. The transcript is spliced from 12 exons.
CAGCCUCACACUAAUUCAAACUUGUGUCCAGAGGGUUUGCAGGACAUAGAGGAGAGCUCCUUGUUUUGGGGAGAGCAACAGAGGGAAGAGAGAGAGGGAAGCAGAUGUAAGAUCUGAAUCUGGACAGAACUCAAAUUGAAGCUCCAACCGGCAGAGGAGCAGAGGAGACUCGCUCACAGUGUCAGUUUGCAGCCACUCAGCGAUGGAGAGGACGCAGAGGAAGACAGAGGGAGACGGGAAGAAGCCGGAGACGGAUGAGGAGGUGGUGCACCUCCGCAGACAGAUAGGCCUCCUGCCCGCCGUGUCCCUAAUCAUCGGGACGGUGGUGGGCAGUGGCAUCUUCAUCGCACCCAAGGGCGUCCUGAUGAACAGUGGGAGCGUGGGACUCUCUCUGCUGGUGUGGGCGCUGUGCGGGAUCCUCUCACUGUUCGGGGCUUUGUGCUUCGCUGAACUGGGCACCAGUUUCACAAAGUCAGGGGGUCAAUACAUCUACCUGCUGGAGACUCUGGGGCCGCUGCCGGCCUUCCUGCGCCUCUGGAUAGAGUUCUUAUUCGUCAGACCGGCCGUGGCUGCCUACGUGUCCCUGGCGUUCGGCCGCUACGUGGUGGAGCCCUUCUUUGAGCCGUGUGAGCCGCCCAUGGGGCUCAUUCGACUCGUCAGCGUCCUCGGAGUGACAUUCGUCACGGUGGUCAACUGCUGGAGUGUGACCUUGGCCUAUCGCACCCAGAUCGCCUUGACCUUCGUUAAAAUGUUCGCUCUGGUGCUCAUCAUCGUCCCAGGAUUCAUCGCAUUAGGCAAAGGACACACAGAGAACUUCCAGAACGGGUUUGAGGUCGACUCAUUAACAUUGGACAGGCUGCCGUUGGCCUUCUAUAACGGCCUAUAUGCCUAUGGUGGAUGGUUUUAUCUGAACUGUGUCACAGAGGAGGUCAUUAACCCAAACAGAAACAUCCCGCUGGCCAUAACCAGCUCCAUGGUGACAGUGACCAUCCUGUACGUGCUCACCAACGUGGCCUACUACACCAUGAUGACGCCCGCUGAGCUGCUGCUGUCUGACGCCGUGGCCAUGACGUUUGCCAACCGAGCCAUCCAGACGAUUGCUCCUGUGAUCCCAGUCCUCGUGGCCCUGUCGUGCCUCGGAGCUCUCAAUGGGGGCUUGUUUGGAUCACCAAGGAUGCUGUUUGUGGGAGGCAGGGAGGGCCACUGGCCGCUGAUCUUUUCCAUGAUUCACAUCCGGAGGCAGACACCUUUACCUGCUGUGAUGUUUCAGUACCCCUUGGCGAUGUUGAUGAUAUUCAACGGUGAGAUCUACCAGCUCAUCAACUUCGUCUCCUUCUCUCGCUGGUUCUUCAUCGCUCUCACAACCCUGGGGAUGCUCAUCCAUCGCCACCGCUUCCCUCUCCUCCCGAGGCCCUUCAAGGUGCCCGUGCUCAUCGCAGUCACCUUCACGGUGGCUUGUUUCUUCAUCGUGGGCAUGUCUCUGUUUUCCGACCCGUUCAACACAGGCGCGAGCUGCUUUCUCACGCUGACCGGAAUCCCAGUUUACUACGUGACCGUCCACCGCUUCCGUCUGCCCAAGAGGUGCAGGCGCGUCUUCAAUUUCUGCAGCAAGCAGAUGCAGAUCCUUCUGGAAGUGGCUCAACAGGAAAUCCAGACAUACUGAGGAUGAGGACAUCACGCCCCCUACUGGCAAACCUCAUGAACACCACCUUAACAAAAGCCUAGAACAUUUUCUUGUCUACCCGGCACAGCCACACAAGAUGGACAAUGUUUUCAUAUCUGUGUGUGUGAGUGUAUCUCACAUCUCUCAUCUCUGAAGAUAAAGGCCACAAAAAAAUAAAAUUUUCCAAGGUAUGACCAAAAUAUUAGGGCUACAGAAUAUUCUGUAUCUAAAGAAGUACGGCCAGUUCCACUUCCAGCCCAAAGUUCAGAAAUGAAGUCAAAAUAUCGCAGCCAUCUUUCGCAGUAUUCGUUAUGGGAUGGAGACGUGUUAUCGUGAGGUCCAGCAGAUACACACCAUCGAGCAAUCACGAGUCAGUCUCAGCUGUCAAUCAUGAAGUUUCCCCCCCGUUUUCAUCGCAUCAAAUAACUAAUUCAAACCAAACUUAUUAGAAGUGAUGUGUGAUGAGAACACACUCAAAUGAAAGAAACCAUCUCUCAGAAAAAUGUAUUUGAUGUUCCCCUCUUCCUCAUUAUAAGUUAUAUAAGCUGAAAUUAAGGAGUUUUACUACUUUCGAGAGACUAGCGGGACCUACAUUGUAAGACUAACGUUUACCAUCUUAAAAGGAAGCAUUGUCAGGCUGUGAUUGGUAUCCCCCCUCAGCUGCUUUUCAUUUUUUAGACUUUCUUGUAAAUUAGCUUUUUAAAAAUGUAUAUUGUAAGUACAAGCAAGUCCAGUGGCCAACGUCAACUUGUGGAACUCUUGAAUCCACGAUGAUCUGUAUGAUUGAAAACCUUCACAGGUAUAAACACCAACAG